CUAUUCACAAAUUAAACGGACGAAAAAGAAAAAAGAAAAAAAUUCUCCAGAUCUCUCAGAAACACAGAAUCAAAAUUUCACGAAAUUUACAACAAAAAUCAAUCAAAAUUUUAAGAUCGAUCCAAAAUUCAAUCUAAAUAUUUUAGGUUUUUUUCUUUUUUUCUUUUCUGAUUUAAACUCGACCGUAAAUUUCUAGGGGGUGACUAAAUGAACGAUCAGUCGUCGCAGAUGAUGAAUCAACCGCCGCCGCCGAUGAUGAGCCAGCCGCAGAUUAUGAGUCAAAAUCAGGUAAUGAAUCCGGUUCAACUGAACCAGAAUCCGGUCCAGUUGAACCAGAAUCCUGCUGUUAUGAACCAGGCACAGCCUUCUUUGAUGAUGAUGAAUCAAAGAAGCUACAAUCCGUGGCCACAGCAACAGCAGCAGCAGCAGCAACAACAGUCUUCAAUGGAUCCGUUUCAGAAUCAACAAUUACAGAACCACCCUUUGAAGUUCAAUAAUAAUAUGAUUAACAAUAACUUUGUUCCAUCAAAGCCUAGAACCAACUGGAAGGGCAAAAAUGUCAACAACAAAGAGCAGAGAAGAAUGGAAAAGCCUAUUAUGAUGUCUAAUAACCCUAAUACUGGUGGUGGUUAUAAGCCUCCUAGUCUUAAUGACCUCCAAACCCAGAACCGAAUGAAAGCUAGAAAAUACUAUCACCCAAAGAAAAAAUUCAACAAUAGAUUCUUUGCUCCUUACGCCCCGCGAAAUACAACGUCUUUCAUUAUUCGUGCUAAGAAAGCUGGUGGUAUUGCUUCUUUGGUAUCUCCAUGUCCUGUCACUCCUGCUGUUUUGCCUACGCCAAUAUUUUCGCCUUCCAGAGAAGUAUUGGGUGAUAUGGCUAAAGAAGAAUGGGGGGUUGAUGGAUAUGGUUCCAUGAAGGGUCUGAUUCGAUUAAGAUCGCCUGGUAAUGAUGCUGAUGAUGAAGAUGAGGAGGGGAAUGGGUCUAGUGAGAGUGAUGUGGAAGAGCAUGUUGAGGUUGAGAGAAGAUUGGAUCAUGAUUUGAGUAGGUUUGAAAUGAUUUAUCCCACAUAUGGUGCUAGUGGUGGAGAUUAUAGUUAUAAUAAUGUUUUGGAGAAUAGAGUUGAUGAUCAAGAUACCCAUAUAGCACAAUUGGAAGAAGAGAACUUGACUUUGAAAGAGAGGCUGUUUUUGAUGGAGAGGGAGUUGGGUGAUUUGAGGAGGAGGAUGCAGUUCUUGGAGAGAAAGCACGGACAGGGUAGCGGUGUUGUUGAAGAUGUCAAUGAGGAAGUUGUGGAAAAUGUUUCCGAGAAUGAGAGUGAUGGAGGUUCAGACGUUGGUGCUGCCGGGGAUGAGAAUAAUGAGGAGGUGAUGGAUUAUGUUGGUGGAAAUGUCAGUAAUGAUGUUAAGGAGACUCAUGAUGUUUGUAUGGAAGAAACUGCACCAAAGGAUGAUGAAUUAAAGUGUAAAAGUGCAGGAAAUGAGUUUGCAAUCAUAGAUAAAGUGAGUGUGAAGGAGGAUGAGGUGAAAGGUGAAGAAGUGAGGAAUGUGAAGGAGGAUGAUGUGAAAGGUGAAGAAGUGACGAAUGUGAAGGAGGAGGAUGUGAAAGGUGAAGAAGUGAGGAAUGACGUAACGGGAGACCUGAUUGCAAAAGAGGAGGAGUUGAUGAAGAAGGAUGAGUCGAGAAGUAAAGUUAUUUAGGGCAAGAUGGCUAUCUAGAAGGAUGAUCACAAGGAUGAAGAAUUGAGCUUAGAGAAGAGCAUUGGCAGCGGUGACUAAUCUAAUUGUCCCGCGUUAUUAGCUUUUUGCAUGGCUGUCCUUCACAUGGCAUAGAAAUGAAUUUAUGAAACUAAAGAAUUGUGAAGCUUACUCAUAUGUUCCAGUCAUGGAGAAUCUGAGACCAAAUAUGAUGUCAACCAAGAACUUCAGCUGCCCAUUCUUUUUAAUGAUCUAAAAAGCAAGUCCAGAAAGAAAGAGGCAAGUCAAAUUCAAAUGAUAUGAUCAGCCCGGAUGAUUACAUUCAAGUGAAAGGAUUUCUCCAGGGGAUGCAGCCAUUGCUGUCCGUGUCAAAUAAUUGCAACUUUCAUUGUAUACCUGCUUGCCCAUAAGGCCAUUUCCAGCGUUCUCUAUCCAACUAUCUGUUUCUGUCUGCAGCACGAGAAUAUGAUUAGUUGGGCAGUGCACAAAGUAAAACCCAAUUUUGGGUUACAGUGUGAUACAUACAGAUUAAGAAUUUCAACUGAUACAAUUAUCUCCAGUCACCUGUGAACUCCAUAUCAUUUGCCAUUCUCCUUCAAGAAGUUCUAUCUCAUCUGUCGCUACCUUCUGAUUUGCUUCUACGAACUCAUCAAUUGCCUGUUAUCAGAAGUAAAGAACAACAAUGCAGAUAGGAGCAACCGAAUGCUGCACAAGCUAGCAAUCCGAACAUGUUUGAUCUGAUUUUACCUCUUUGACUUUUGUUCCUGUUGAAAUGGCUGCAAGUAAUGCUUGCCUCGGUUCAGUUCUCUUUUGCAGCACAAAUGUGGUGCCCUGCACUAUACAAAACAUUGCUGUGUGUCUUUAGUUGAGCAUUUACACUUCAGCCUACAGGUUCUGUAUAGACACAAAUGGAGAAGGCUCAGUCACUAUGACUGAAGUCCUGUAGUUUACCUUAUUUCCUCUUGA
Molecule: messenger RNA, 2661 nt
Organism: Ricinus communis (castor bean)
Lineage: Eukaryota; Viridiplantae; Streptophyta; Magnoliopsida; Malpighiales; Euphorbiaceae
Exons: 2
Coding region: 208-1698 (496 amino acids)
Source: RefSeq, a predicted model, not a curated record